GUAAUGUUGAUAUAUAACUUCCAGACAAUUAUUCACGACUCACAACAACAGAAGAGACCAAAACCCCUAACAUAGAACAUCAAACGCAUGAUCGAUACAAACAACAUAUCAACGUGUAUUUAGCUACUUUGUUUGUUGUUGAAUUUUGAUAUAUAAUAAUUAUAAAUAAUAAUAGUAAUAAUUUUAUUUUAGUUGGAUAUUUAGUGAAGAAGUAGAAGGAAGGAAGGAAUAAAAAUGGGGGGUGAGAAAUUAGGUAGGGUGGCCACAGCAGGUGUAUUAAUAUUAAUAUUAUUCAUAAUAACGGUGAUGGUGGAAAAAAGUGAAAGUGUAUGGAUGAAUCUACCAAAAUCAGGAAGCAAAUGUGUCACUGAAGAAAUCCAUAACAACGUUGUUGUCGUUGGUGAUUACGUUGUUAUUUCCGAUGAUCAUCUUCAUCCUACUCCUACCAUUUCCGCUAAGGUUACAUCGCCUUACGGAAACAUCCUUCACCAUAAAGAGAAUAUAACACAUGGUCAAUUUGCAUUUACAUCAAGCGAGGCUGGGCUGUAUCUAACAUGUUUCUGGCCAGACCGCCCUAAUGAAGGUGGUGCCUUAAGUGUUAAUAUUGACUGGAAAAUGGGUAUUGCAGCAAAGGACUGGGACUCGGUUGCUAGGAAGGAAAAGAUUGAGGGUGUUGAGCUUGAGUUGAGAAAGCUUGAAGGAGCUGUGGAGGCCAUUCAUGAUAAUUUGUUAUACCUCAAGAACAGAGAAUCAAUAAUGAGAGGAGUGAGUGAGACUACCAAUUCUCGUGUGGCCUGGUACAGUAUCUUAUCGUUGGGUAUCUGCAUUUUCGCUUCAUGUGCACAACUAUGGUAUUUGACGCGCUUCUUCCAAAAGAAGAAACUGAUAUAGUGUUUGCACCCCCUUGUGGUAAUGUUAUGAGACUAAGGUUAAUUAUAGAAUCAUGGUUUUUUUUUUAUCUUGAUUGUGGUGGGUUCUAGAUUCUUGAUACUAUUUGUAAAGAUAUAUGCCCUCUUUUUUAAGAUAGCAGGAAAUAGCUUAUGACUGCAUCAA
Erigeron canadensis is the source of this 1053-nucleotide messenger RNA. RefSeq names its product transmembrane emp24 domain-containing protein p24delta3-like. Bases 235 to 891 code for a protein of 218 amino acids. NCBI's taxonomy places the organism in Eukaryota, Viridiplantae, Streptophyta, Magnoliopsida, Asterales, Asteraceae. Gene Ontology annotation, cellular component: endoplasmic reticulum; Golgi apparatus; COPII-coated ER to Golgi transport vesicle. Gene Ontology annotation, biological process: endoplasmic reticulum to Golgi vesicle-mediated transport; intracellular protein transport; Golgi organization. The record is from RefSeq and is a predicted model, not a curated record. The transcript has 4 exons.